Molecule: messenger RNA, 2869 nt
Organism: Notothenia coriiceps (black rockcod)
Lineage: Eukaryota; Metazoa; Chordata; Actinopteri; Perciformes; Nototheniidae
Gene: spon2a
Product: spondin 2a, extracellular matrix protein
Exons: 6
Coding region: 260-1261 (333 amino acids)
Biological process (GO): cell adhesion
Cellular component (GO): extracellular matrix
Source: RefSeq, a predicted model, not a curated record
GAGAAAAGAGGAGGAGAAAGCGAGAGGCAGCGAGGGAAAGAGAGGUAAUAUUAGGAGAUACUAUGAGAGAGUGAGGAGUGAGGAGGAGAGAAAGGGUAGAAAGACACAGGAUAGAGGGAUAAAGGUUGAUAAGGCUGCACCAGAGAGCCGGUUACAGAGGAGAGGAAGAGAGGAAGAGUGGAGCUGUAUCCUCUCUCAGGUCCCAACGGUGUGAUUCUGCAGCUUCUCAUCCUGCCACUGACUGGCUUACCCAAAACAGAUGAUGUCAUCAGAGCACCUGACCUGCGGUUGGCUGCAGCAGCUGCUCAUUGUCCUUCUGAAGCUUUGCCUCACUUUUGCCGGGCCUUUGCGACCACUCAAUGGGACCGAAUGUACAGCCAAGGGCCCUGCUUCCUACAUCCUGGUCUUUACAGGUCACUGGAGCCCACAUGCCUUCCCCAAGCAGUACCCUCUGUUCCGGCCACCUGCACAGUGGUCCAAACUCAUAGCGGUAAGCCAUAAUCGCCAUUUUCGGCUGUGGGAGGAGGGUGCUCCAGCCAGUGCAGGGGUGCAGAACUUUUCUGAAAUCGGGGUGACGGUGGAACUGAUGAAGGCGGCGAAGGAGGCCAGAAAGAGGCGUGCGGUCAGCGGCAUGUAUCGAACUGCCGGCAUCCCUAACGGCAUCGGGCACAGCUCCACAGAGUUGCUCACUCAGCCUCGAAACUCACUGUUGUCCCUGAUGGUGAAGAUCAUCCCCAGCCCCGACUGGUUUGUCGGUGUGGACAGCCUUAACCUCUGCGAAGGCAGCCAGUGGAAACAGGAAGUGACUGUUGACCUCCAGCCUUAUGAUGCAGGAACUGACAGUGGAUUCACUUUCUCUUCUCCAAACUUCCCCACCAUCCCCCAAGAAAACAUCACAAAGAUCACAUCUGAGAUGCCCAACCAUCCAGCCAACUCCUUUUACUAUCCACGUUUAAAGGACCUUCCACCUAUAGCCAGCAUAAAGAUCACGCGACAGAGAAGAUCAUCUGACCGUCAAACCCCAAUGUCCAAUCAUAUUCUGCCAAACUCUAUCAUUCCCCGGCACUUCUCAGCGACACCAUUGGACUGUGAAGUGUCUCUCUGGUCAUCCUGGGGCUUGUGUCUUGGUUCCUGCUCCAGAGGUGGUGUCCGCCACCGCACACGGUACAUCCUCUUGCGGCCGGCCAAUGCUGGCGUCCCCUGCCCGGAGAUGGAGGAACAGACUACAUGUGUAUCACAGAGCUGUAUGAGACUCCAGUAACACACAAGCACAGAUACUGCCAGUACUCAACACUGGGACUCUCACAUUAUGACUAUUGGACUGAGAAAUAUUGCUGCAAUCUUGAGCAUUUCCUUGUUAAUGCAAAGAUGUUUGUCAUAGUCAAAUUGUGGAAAUGAAAGACUUGCUGCUCACUAGUAUUAGAUUUCCUUUGGGUGUGUUUUAAUGGCACUAAAAGGACAUUGAAGUCAGAGUGUAGCAGAGCAUUAGGAAGUUAUGUUUGAGAUAACACUUUAAAUGUGAUCAGAUAAAAAGCCACUUCCAUAAAUGGUUGUGAUUCAAAUAGAACAUUUUAGAGGACAAAUGCUCCUCCUCAAAGACCUGUUUGAGACUUAUUGUGGUUCCUCCUUAAAAACAUUUGCAUUUAAUCUGUACACUGAUACUGGCACACCAGAGUCACAAAUCGUUCACACACUCUUACAUGUAGGCACACAAAGGUCCUUGCACAUGCUUACUUUUAAAGGCACAGGGGCAUAAGUUGUCUUAGAGAACCUAUACAUGCUUGGCACAUGUAGCUCUUUCAAAAUAACCUCACACCCAAGUUUUUAAAUAUCGGCCUUUACAAGAAACACAUAAUAGCUGACUUGAACUUUUGAGCUAGUCCAAAGACGCUGUCAUAUUUUGUAUUAUUUUAAGAAAGGUUUUUAUAGAAAGAAAGAAAAAUAUUUGUAUUAUCGUCUCUUUUGAUAUUUUAAUGUUGAGAUUUUGUAUAUACUGUAUGAUGUAUCUCUACUUGUAUAACGGGUGAAUAAAUAUGGAAGUGUGUUUUUCACAUAAAAAAUUCCAUGUAACCUGUAUGGCUUUUCAGUUGGAAAAUGUUAUUAUUUAAAGCAAGUGUCUUUAUUUAAAACUCUUAUGAGACCAAAAAAUAUUCCUGAUUUGCAAUCCUAAAAGACAAAGUCAAUUUAUUUGUGUAUGCCAGAGAAUUAUUAGACUAGAAUUGACACUUCUUUAUUUGUGUCCAAAGAACUCAAAGCCAAAACGUAAGUAAGUACACAGCCAUAAAUAUCAUGGUGGGAAAAGGGUACGAUGCAUUGCAUUCACCAAAAUAGAAGUUGCAGUUCUACAUAUUUAUAGAUGAAAAUGAGUUCAGUUGUACUCCAAAAUAUCUCUCAUACUAAACUUUGAAAACUCGGUGCUUCGUGGUCCCAGGCUAAUAUAUGUACGUAUUUGGAUGUUUAAUAAAGGAGUGUAGAUAUUAACCUUUUCUUUAUGGAUAAAUUCACUCUGGCAGAACAUCCCUAGAAAUACUCCUAACUGCAUUGCAUUGAUGUGUGUGGGGCUGUAGCAUCUCCUAGGGGUCAUACACGAGAAUGACUACUAAUAAAACUUAAUUAUUAAAUAAUAAACAGACAAUCUGCUUUGUUCAGCAGUGUGAAACUUCUAGCCAAGAUCACUUUAAUUAUAAGGAAAUACAAAGAUUAUGUAAACACUUUGACAUAGAUCUUUAAAAGAUGGCAAAUUUUGUAUUGUGUAUUCAUGAUAAAUAAUGUGUACUAAUGAAAUGCUGAAUGUGCAAAGUCAAUAAUAUUUGCAUUAAACAUGUUAUAAAAGAAAGGCUGAAUAUUUGGGGGAUUCAAAUUGCUGUGA